GCAACAAUGAAGUCAUUACAGUACAAUCUGUUUAUUUAUUUGAUUGUUCUUUCCCGAUCUCCAACUUGUCAUGGUGUGGAAAUUAUUGGAGGAUAUGAAGUUGAACCCCAUUCAAGACCUUAUAUGGUCUCUAUCCAAGGUUAUAAUUGUAAAGCAAAGCGUUACAUACAUCAUUGUGGAGGGGCUUUGAUUAGUCCCAAAUGGAUACUGACAGCAGCACAUUGUAAAUUGCAUAGACAGUUUCAAGUUGUUCUUGGAGCACAUUCUCUUUCACAGAAUGAGAAAAGUCAACAAAAACUUCAGGUCAAGAAGCAGUAUCCACAUCCAGAAUUUGACCAUAUAAUUCCAGACAAUGACAUCAUGCUGCUUGAACUUUCCGGCAAAGCAAAGCUUAACAAAUAUGUGCAACUGCUUGAACUACCGAAAAAUGACGGUGAAGAUGUGAAACCUGGAACUCUCUGUACAGUGGCAGGAUGGGGAGCAACAGCAAAACUUAAACCUCCAUCCGACACACUUCGAGAAGUGAAGCUAAGUGCAAUAGAUAGGAAAGAAUGCAAAAUUAAGGACCGUUCUUCUAAUUGUGAGCUUGUAAUAACUAAGGAUAUGAUCUGUGCUGGUGACAGCAAACACAAAAAAGACUCAUACCAAGGUGAUUCAGGUGGUCCUUUAAUUUGUAACAACAAGUACAAAGCGAUUGUGUCGUAUGGUCCUCCUGAUCUAACCACCAAGGAGCCAGGGAUUUAUACUCGCAUAUCAAAGAAAUAUCUUGACUGGAUUGCAAAUAUAAUUGGUGUUGAAACUUCCAAUAUGACAGCUGAAGGUUUCUACUGAGUAUUGAGUCUCACUGCUACUUGAUUUUGCUUUUAUUAACUUGUCAUUAAAUUGCUUUGCUUCCGGAAGGACCUGCAUAUUUUUUACUCAUGUCUUUGCUGCACUGUACCACAUUCAGCUAUAAUAAAACUGAAAUGUGAAAUUCUCAAUAUAAAA
Messenger RNA from Hemiscyllium ocellatum (epaulette shark), 987 nucleotides. RefSeq names its product granzyme A-like. Gene Ontology annotation, biological process: proteolysis. NCBI's taxonomy places the organism in Eukaryota, Metazoa, Chordata, Chondrichthyes, Orectolobiformes, Hemiscylliidae. Bases 7 to 831 code for a protein of 274 amino acids. The record is from RefSeq and is a predicted model, not a curated record. Gene Ontology annotation, molecular function: serine-type endopeptidase activity. The transcript has 5 exons.